This is a messenger RNA of Amborella trichopoda, 1080 nucleotides long. RefSeq names its product Mitochondrial import inner membrane translocase subunit Tim17/Tim22/Tim23 family protein. Lineage: Eukaryota; Viridiplantae; Streptophyta; Magnoliopsida; Amborellales; Amborellaceae. Gene Ontology annotation, cellular component: TIM22 mitochondrial import inner membrane insertion complex. The record is from RefSeq and is a predicted model, not a curated record. Gene Ontology annotation, biological process: protein insertion into mitochondrial inner membrane. Gene Ontology annotation, molecular function: transmembrane protein transporter activity.
UUAAAUUUUUCCUAUAUGAGCAAGCAAGUCACCCAAAACGAAACUGGAGAAUUGGGAGUGACACUCUCCCCAAAUUUUGCUUUUGGUGGCGAGAAGAAGGAAAAAGAAUGGGUUCAGACGGGGAGGAUUUGAUCGCACGGAGGCGGAGAAGAACCUCUUCUUCACAAGGUUGGCAACAACGCAUUGCUCUACCCACCAUUGUUGCAGGGGCUCUUGGUGGGGGAUAUGGUUUACUGAGUAGGAAGACGUAUGGUACUGUUAACUUGUCUGCCACAUAUGCUGCUAAUCUGGCCAUUGUUACCGGAUGCUACUGCGGAUCACGUGAACUUGUGCGAGAACUCCGAGCUGCUGAAUCUGGUGACCUUACCAACUCCUUUAUAGGAGGCAUUGCCAGUGGAGCAUUUCUUGGUCGACUUCAAGGUGGCCAGUUUGGUGCUGUUCGCUAUUCAAUCAUAUUUGCAUUUGCUGGUACUGCACUGGAUUAUGGAGCUAAUCAGCUUAAGUCUUACUUGGAGAGCUCCCAAGAUUCUCUCUCAUCAGAACCGUCAGUUCAACAAUCGGGUGAGAAGAAGGAUAAAUGGCUGAGAUGGCCUGAAUGGGCACCCAUCCAAUUGUUUGAUGAGGAAGCUGCUGCAAAGGAAGCUCAAGAAAAACAGUUUUUUGCACAGCAAAUAGCGAUGGCCAAACUAAAGGAAGAAAGAUCUCUUGAGAAAUGAAUGUAGUUUGUUGCCCUUUCUAUGCUUCUUCUUCGAUUGAGAAUGCACCGUGUAGCGAUUUUGAACAGCUGGGGCUUUUUUGGGAUCAAACUCUGUGGCCAAGGGAUCCAGUGCUCUUCAUGUUGAGCUUUAAUUUUUAGGUUUGAAACCCUCUAGAUCUCUUAAUUUAAUUUUUUUAUUUUUUAGUUCUCUGACAAAUAAUUAGGGUGAGGUGUGAUUUUUAAAGGAGCUGGCUCCUUCCUCUACAUAGCUGUAAUAUUACCGCAACAUUGUAUAAGAUACUCUGCCACCACCUGAGUACUAUUUGUUGGGAUAGCUUUCUAUAUUCCUCCUACAAUAUAGAAGUUCUAUCCUCUUUUUACCA